AGGCAGACCAGAUCAGCUGGAUUUUGAGAGAUGAAGCAGUUUAGGGCGUACGUUGUAACUAUACUAGUGAUUGUGGCAAAUUUGAUGGUGGUGGGAUGGGGUCAGAGUCAGAGGCAGAGGCAGAGCUCCUCCUCAUGCCUAAACCAGAUUGCUCCCUGCCUGAAUUAUCUUAAUGGAAAUGAUGCAGAUGUGCCAGAUAGCUGCUGCGAUCCUCUGAAAUCUGUGAUUAAAUCCCAACCAGAAUGCUUGUGUGGUAUGAUAAGCAACAAGGGUAGCAGACAAACUGAGCAGGUAGGCAUAAAUGUGACACAAGCUCAAGAGUUGCCUGGACGCUGCGGCCAGCAUGUCAAUCCACUUGUUUGUCUUCCAGGUUCACCAAAUUCAGCUGAAAAUUCUGCCUUCCUCUUGUUCCCAUCACAUAGCAUCAUAAUAUGCAUGGCUGUUCAGAUAUUGUUCUUGGCCAAGAUAUGAGCGGUGAGUGGGUGCAUUUGAUUAUUGAACGUGAGCAAUUACUUUUUUGUAUUUCUUUUUGAGCCCGCAUUUGAAUCCAAUAUAAAUAUAAUUCCUCAGCAAUGCUUUCAGAUUUUUAUAAA
Messenger RNA from Gossypium arboreum, 593 nucleotides. Its product is annotated as non-specific lipid transfer protein GPI-anchored 30. The coding region runs from base 31 to 471 and encodes 146 amino acids. NCBI's taxonomy places the organism in Eukaryota, Viridiplantae, Streptophyta, Magnoliopsida, Malvales, Malvaceae. The transcript is spliced from 2 exons. The record is from RefSeq and is a predicted model, not a curated record. Gene Ontology annotation, molecular function: lipid binding. Gene Ontology annotation, biological process: lipid transport.